CAAACAGCUGUUUAUUAUUUACCCCACGGAGGACCAGCGCGUUUGAAUUAUUUUAUUAAUUACAUAAAUUUCACUGAAAAUUUCAACAGAAAGUAUGGCUUUGCGGUUGUUCAGCCGCUCAUUGGUUCCCCAUAUGCGUAGCAUGCAGUGGAAUGCUACUAGAAGGGGCCCUAAUAGUUAUAACAUGAAUCGAGAAUUGGCUCCUCCUGUCCCAUGGGUUUUGGGACAUAACCGGCAUUUGCACGUGCGGAUAACAGAUGAGGAAGCUGGGCUAAAAGCUAAAAGAGAAUCCAACAGGCAUCAAAAUCCAUUCAAGGAAGAGUUCAAGCCGGAGGACAUUACUGAGUUAGUCACGCAGCGCAGGAAAAAUAAAGAAAAACCGAAGGAAAGAGUUCCGGAAAAGAUUCGGGAUUUUGGCGACCCGGAUACAUUUGGUGAUGCGAAGGUAGUCAAUAGUCACCCAGAGGAUCCCGGAGAUGCAGAAGAAGAAGCAUACAUUAACUCACCCACUCGGCGCUCCAAGAAACUUCAGGCUGUGGAGUAUGCUCGUCAGAUCAAGGAUUAUCUGAAAGCUAACCGGCUAAACGAGGCCAUUGCUGUUCUAGAAACGCGAAUGCUGCGUGAGGAUCGGGUCAAGCCGGACAAGUACAUCUAUAACCUGUUAAUAAGCGGCUGUGCCAAGGCUGGCUAUACACGAAAAGCCUUUUCCCUGUACACCAAGAUGCGUCAGCGAGGAUUGCCCGUCACCGGGGGAACAUACACUUCUCUCUUUAAUGCCUGCGCUAAUGCUCCGGCGGCUAGCGAUGGUCUGGCCAAGGCCCAGAUCCUUAGGGAGAACAUGCUGGAGAAGGGAUACGAACCGAAUGUGAAGAACUACAAUGCCAUGAUCAAGGCUUAUGGUAGAUGUGGAGAUGUAAACACGGCCUACAUGCUAGCCGAUGAAAUGGCAGAGCGUCAGUUGGACAUGAAUGCCGAGACGUUUAAUUUUUUGUUACAAGCGUGUGCUGGCAACGCGGAGCAUGGAUUCCGCCAUGCCCUUCUCACAUGGCACAAGAUGCUGCAACAAAGAAUCAGUCCAGACUACUAUAGCUUUAACGCUAUGCUUAGAUGCGUCCGGGAUUGUGGUUUCGGGGAUUUGGAUGCGAUGAGAGAAGUCCUCGAACAGAUUGCACCAUCCGCAGCCCAAAAAAAGGGAGUUCUGCAGCUGGAUGAUGGAGAGAAGAGCGAUUUACCAAGCACAGCUGCUCGAGAAUCUUCCAUUCCUGCACAAAUCGAGGUAGCCACAACAGCCAGCGAACUGGAGCUGCCGAAUCUCUUACUGCCCAGUCCCCAUCUUGGAAGCUUGGUGGCUUUGGAGGAGGUGACGCGUCCCCAUGAACGGUUCCUCCUACUGGGUGGCCUCACAGGCUUCCUAGAGCUUAUGAAACAGCACCAGAUCACCCCAGACAUCGAAACUUUCACCACGAUGCUGGAGGUGAUCCCACCAACACAUGCAGCGGAGAAGCAGUUGCUCGCUUUUGUGCGUAAGAUUGGCCUAAAAGUGGAUAUCGACUUCUUUAAUAUUUUGAUAAAAAAACGAUCGAUGCGGUUCGAUUACGAGAGCGCCAAGGAAGUUCUGUCCAUGAUCCGCACCGCUGGAUUGCGUCCGGAUAUUGUGACCUAUGGAGUUCUUGCUUUGGGCUGUCGCACUCAGGAAGAAGCCAGAGAACUUUUGCAACAAAUGCAGGUGGCGGGCGUCAAGAUAAACAUGCCCAUUUUGGGAGCUAUGUUGCGGCAGGGAUGUGCCCAAAAGUCCUUUGGUUACAUCAAUGAGAUUAUGCAGCUGAGCCUGGAGGAGGGUGUGAAACCCAACGAACCUUUUCUGAGACACCUGUACAACUUCCACAGAGGCUGCGCCAGAGCCAUCGAUGCAAGGCAUCCGUCCACCAAGUCCACAGCCUUCAAAAAGGGACACUCGAAAUUCUGUGAUAAGUAUCGUCUCUACUACGAGGAGGUUGGACUCAAUGGCCUCAAACUUGAAGACGCCAUUGCCAAAGUAAAGGAAAGUCCAUAUGCAAAGUUCAAGGAGCAGACGGAAGAAGGCCUGGAACCCCUUAAAACGGAUCAGAUCAAGCGAAAAACCAAAGUCCGGAAAUACAUAAAGAAAAUAAAGAUAGACCAGCUCCAAGAUGACCCUCCCAAAGAGCCUCUUAGGAGAAUAGAUUAAGUUUUAAAGUUUUAAAGCCAUUAAAGUUUAUU
Messenger RNA from Drosophila bipectinata, 2238 nucleotides. Its product is annotated as pentatricopeptide repeat-containing protein 1, mitochondrial. Gene Ontology annotation, cellular component: mitochondrial matrix. Lineage: Eukaryota; Metazoa; Arthropoda; Insecta; Diptera; Drosophilidae. Gene Ontology annotation, biological process: tRNA 3'-end processing. Gene Ontology annotation, molecular function: tRNA binding; protein binding. The record is from RefSeq and is a predicted model, not a curated record.